AAAAUACUAUAGCAGUGUCGUAAAUUCAGUGGAAAUUUACCAUUUGCAGCAUUUAAGUAACUGUAAGUAAAUGCAUUAAUGUUUUAAACUGCAGCUACAAAACUGCCAGUCAAUAUAUAUGGAUAUUUUUUCAUGAAGUCACAUUAAAUAAGUGCUUUGAACAAUGAACACCAGCGCUCAACUGGCGCAGAUAGCAAACGUCCAGAGCGCUCUCAGCGUCCUGGCGUUACUCGACCUGAAUGGCUACUUGUUUCCCGAAGAUGCGAAGGUUUCUGAUGAAGACAUGUAUGACUACGUAGUAAUUGGCGGUGGCACCGCUGGAAAUGUGGUAGCUGCUCGGCUGGUCGAAGCAAACUUUACGACAUUGAUCAUAGAAGCGGGUCAAAACCCAAGCAACGAUAACAGCUUGCCAGGCUUAGUGACAUACCUUAUUAAGUCCCGUUCUACAUGGAACUUCACUACACUGGACGAUGGGUUUACGGCAAAGUGCCAUCGACAAGCAGGAAUUUAUGAUCGCGGCCAUGUUUUAGGUGGAACUGGCGCUGUUGACUACAUGAUAUAUUCACGUGGAAACCCCAGGGAUUACGAAAGAUUCUCUAUAGCUAGUGACGACUCUUCUUGGGACUGGAAUAGUAUGCAAAAAUACUUCAAAAAGAGUGAAAAGCUAUAUGAUACACGUCUUCUUAACUCACGUUACGGGAAAUAUCAUGGCACCGAAGGUAAUAUUGGAGUGACAAAAGAAAAUCGGUCAGUUUGUCACGAAUAUUUGCAAGCUUAUAAAAAUGCUGGUGAAACAGUCGUUCGUGACGGUAUCGGAGCUGGCAUUUUGGGAUAUUCUACAGCUUUAUACCACAUCGCGAAAGGAUUUCGUACUGAAACUGCCUCAGGUUAUCUGACUCCUAUUAAACAUAAUCCUAAUUUGCACAUAACGAGGGGUAGUAUGGCCACAAAAAUCAUUUUUGAUGAUAACAAAAAUGCUGUGGGUGUAGAAUUUGUUAAGAAUGGCAAAACCAUAACCGUGAAAGCAAGAAAAGAAGUAAUUCUAACAGCUGGUCCUUUUAAAUCGCCACAACUGCUUAUGCUUUCGGGAAUUGGUCCUAAAGAGCAUUUAAAAGAAAUGAAUAUUGACGUCAUAUCAAAUCUCCCUGUAGGGAGAAAUCUGCAAAAUAGUGUAGGACCAAUGCUAUGUUAUAAAACGAACAGAGAAGCAAACCCCGAGGCUUUCAAUGUACAUCAGCUGGUCGCACCAUUAAUAGUAGGCAACACGGCUCUUAACAAAUCGAGCUACCACCCAGAUUAUGUAACUCUUAACUUUAUUAUCGAUGACUAUUCAUACUUUCUAUCAUUUUGUGGGUUUACCAUGGGAUUUAAAAACUCGAUUUGCGACCGAAUAUACUCUUUAGCCGACAAUAAGCAAAUGUUAUUAACAAUUUUGCUAAAUGUGAUUCCUAAAUCUCGGGGAGUGGUGAAGUUAAGGAGUACGGAUCCCUUUGACCAGCCACAAAUAUUCAACGGGUAUUAUUCGAACAACGAAGAUCUGAUUGCUGUUGCUGAUUACAUGAAGGACUAUGCUAGAAUAGAGGGAUAUUCCAAGUUUCGAAGUAUGGGGUUGAAAUUUUUGAAGGCUACAGACAAAUGUGACCACUUCGAAUUUGGGAGCACGGAGUACUGGAAGUGUUACGCCUUGUGUAUGAUGACAUCUACUGUAUUCCAUUGUGGCACUUGUGCCAUGGGUACUGUGGUGGAUAAUCAAUUGAACGUAAUCGGAGUGAACAGACUUCGAGUCGUAGAUGCUAGUGUGAUGCCUAAUACUAUAAGCGGUAGCAACUUUGCCCCGCUAGUUGCAGUUGCAGAGAAAGCAGCAGAUAUGAUUAAAGGCAUCUCUUAGGAAAUUUUAUUUAGAAAUUAAUUGGGCAGUGUGUUUUCAAAAGAAGUUAUUUGGGAAAAUAAACAUUUGA
This is a messenger RNA of Spodoptera frugiperda (fall armyworm), 1958 nucleotides long. RefSeq names its product ecdysone oxidase-like. Bases 164 to 1888 code for a protein of 574 amino acids. The transcript is spliced from 4 exons. Gene Ontology annotation, molecular function: oxidoreductase activity, acting on CH-OH group of donors; flavin adenine dinucleotide binding. NCBI's taxonomy places the organism in Eukaryota, Metazoa, Arthropoda, Insecta, Lepidoptera, Noctuidae. The record is from RefSeq and is a predicted model, not a curated record.